AUGGCGGACCUACCAACAAACGAAGAGAUACUACGAGAUUAUUUCGAUUCAGAUGAUGAUUUAGACGAGUUUGAGGGUUUCUCAGAUGCUGAAUCAGACAUAUAUAUUCCCGAGGAAUCUAGUAGUGAAGAAGAAAGUGAAAGUUCCAGUGAAUCAGAGCCAGAAAAUGAUGAUGAAUGGACAGAGAACCUUCGUGGCGUGCGUGUUGAUCCGUUCGCGGAGGGCACUGGACCCGUAUUCCCGGCCGAUUUUGACGUGAAUACAGCAACAGCAAAGGAUUACUUUGAUCUUAUGUUUAGUCCAGACAUUAUUUCAGACUUUGUUCGUCACACAAAUAAUUAUGCGAGGUGGAAAAUGGCCCAGAAGGGCGAAGAAGACAGUGUAUGGUACGAAAUCUCAGAAGCUGAAAUGAAGGCUUACAUAGGACUGAAUAUUAUGAUGGGCAUCAAUCAACUCCCUUCAUAUAAGGAUUAUUGGUCCAAAGAUGUGUACCUUGGCAAUGAAGGCGCAAAAUCUGUCAUGACAGUGAGGAGGUAUGAAAAAAUUACGGAAUAUUUUCAUGUUAGUGACCGUACAAAUGAGCCAGCAAGGGGAUCCAGAAAUUAUGACAAGCUAUAUAAGGUCAGAGAAGUUAUACCAAUGACAAAGAGAAAAUUCAAUGAAACCUAUAAGCCUAACAAAAACAUGGCCAUUGAUGAAGCUAUGAUCAAGUGGACAGGAAGACUAUCAUACAAGCAGUACCUACCUGCUAAACCCAUCAAGAGAGGUAUCAAAGUUUGGAUGCGAUGCGAUUCAGAGAAUGCAUUCCUGACAGACUUCGAUAUUUAUUUAGGGAAAGGAGAAGCUACAUCAGAAAAUGGUCUUGGGUAUGACGUUGUGACAAAAUUGUCUAGGGACAUCACUGGAAGGAACUUUCACUUAUAUUUUGACAAUUACUUUACAAGUGUCAAACUUAUGGAGGACUUACUUGCUGAGAAGAUUUACGCUUGCGGCACAGUACGUAUGAAUAGAAGAGGGUUUCCUGACGAUUUAAAAGGCAGGCUUCGAUUACAAAGAGGACAGUCACAAACCAGACAGAGAGGAAACUUAACUGCAUCUGUCUGGCAGGACAAAAAGCCAGUGGCCUUCCUCAGCACUUUAAGUGACCCUCGUGUAUAAGUCCCUGUCACCAGGCAGCAUGGAAGACAGGAACUACAAAUGACGCAACCCCAUGCUGCCAAUGAGUACAAUAAGUACAUGAAUGGCGUAGACAGACAUGACCAGCUAAGACUAAAAUAUCCUUUGGGAAGGGACAGUA
This is a messenger RNA of Saccostrea echinata, 1297 nucleotides long. Its product is annotated as piggyBac transposable element-derived protein 4-like. Bases 1 to 1158 code for a protein of 385 amino acids. The record is from RefSeq and is a predicted model, not a curated record. The transcript has a single exon. Lineage: Eukaryota; Metazoa; Mollusca; Bivalvia; Ostreida; Ostreidae.